GUUUGUAAACAGUUCUCCUCUCUCCCGUCAUGUGCUACAAGACAGUUAUGCGAACUCUGUUCCCGGCGAAAGGUUAACUCGACUUCCCAGCGCUGGUAGGGUUAGGCAUUAUUGAAUGGGCAAUCCAGACUGCAGAUCUUCACGGGUAUUUUGUAAAUCACCAUACAUUCAUUAUCAAGGUUCGAAAGAUCAAUGCAAGCAGUGCAUUUGAACAAAAUUUCGUGUUAAAGUGACUUAAAACUGAUACAUGAAUCUAUUUCAAGUUCAAGGUGCUUUCGUGUGAAAUUAAUGCCAUUAUGGGCGUAACUCGUGUGGUAGAAGCGGCACACUCGCUAAUGGUGGGCCUGUUUUCGAUGGUGAGUUGGUCGUCCCCUUUGCAUGUUGUCAUGGUGGGCCUCGACUCUUCCGGGAAAAGUACAGCCCUCUUCCGGCUGAAAUAUGGACAAUACGUGAACGCCGUGCCUACGGUAGGAUUCAACUGUGAGAGGGUCAGGGUAGGAGGAAGCCUAUGGGCUGUGUGGGACGUGGGAGGUGCUGAACGCGUGAGAGGUCUCUGGACAGCAUACACGAGAGCUACAGACGCCCUCGUUUUCGUCGUCGACUCCAGCAGCAGUUGGGAAAGAUUAGAAGAAGCACGCCUCGAACUGCAUCGCCUGACGAAACAACAACACGCCCAAUGUGCCGCCCUGAACGCACCGAGGCCACCCAUACUUUUGCUAGCCAAUAAACAGGACUUGCCAUCAGCCAGAGAGCCUGAAAUGUUGGUCAAAGCUCUUGGUCUGAACGAUCUGCUUCCAGAUCACCAACAACAAAUAUGGGCAGUUGCCCCAGCAUGUGCUGUGACUGGCGAGGGCUUGCAGGAAGCCAUGCAACAAUUACACUCCCUUAUCACCACUUCUAGGAAACUAUACAAAAGCCGAAAGCAGUAACGAAAUCAUGUGCAGUAUCGUCAUUUUCCUAGUUACACAGUGACCUGAUUCCUGAAACCCAGUUUCAAACCCCAUUCAGUAAUUUCUUAAGACUAGCUCUAGCGACCUAAUGCGUUCUACAAAACUUACAUGGUAAUACUAACUUAAAAGAAGUCGUUUACAACACUCAGGAAGUUUUCGUGCCAGUAGCAGAGUGAUUAAAUAAUGAAUAUGAAAUACAGCAGAAUCAUCUUCAUAUAUUUGGGGCUUUUUCUGUGCAACCGUGAGACACAAAAGCAAGAAACGUUAUUCGUUGAAUAGUCACCAAAAUGAUGGAGCCUGACCAUCAAGAACAUCUGACGAGUAUUCAGCUGAAAUACGUGGGAUAAAUAAGGGAAAGGGAAUCGUAUUUUUAACCAAGUGAUGUUACAGUGUGCCAUAUUUCUUGCAGUAAAUCAAUUUUAAAAUACAUGGGUGAUUGCUGCUAGAUCUUUGCUUUAGGAUGAUGGUAUAAAUUGAAUGCAAACAAGAUGUUCACUGAAUAGUGUUUGCUGAAUGUUUGAAGUUCAAAGCAAAGUUUUAGUACCAAUUAAUAUUUGAUAUCGACUUGGUCAUGUAUUCGUUGUUGUUGUUGUAGAUUACACAGGCCUUUUGCCAGCACGGGCUUUUGCUCCUGGAGCAGCCCGUAAUCUAUAUUAAAAGAAAAACAGCAAGUAUGUUAUUAACAAAUGUUAUUCUAGGUUUUCGAUAUAUAAUUAGAUCUGCCGAGUACAUUGACAUCUUUUACCUCUGUGUAGUUGCUAGUUUCUUGAUGUUAGCAUUAUUCCUGUCCUUGAAAAGUACACAAGAAAAUUAAGUAAAAUACUAUUUAUUGUUAUUUAGCCUAUUUUAGAUAUGAAUAUAUUAUUCAAUUAAUAUAUACAAAAACAUUACAUUGUCAUAAAAAGUUUGUAUAAAUGUCCAGUGACAGUAAGGUCAAUAUUACAUGAUGAGAGUUACAUUUGUGAAUAUAAUCAAAUUCGCAUGAAACUAGUAUAUACUAUAUAUAUUUCACCAUUUCCUAUUCAUAUAUAGCGGACUGUCAGUCCCCACCUAAACUACUGUGACCUUACAAGUUGUUUCAAAAAUAAUUGUUGUGUGUAACCAAGCCAGACGACUGUUGACAGUCUCAAGAUGUGGCCACUUUCUGCAUAGAAAUUAGAUGAAAGCGAGAGGGUCCUGGCAGUCUGCACGUGACCAAUUUGGAGCAACUUUUUUUUAUGUUUGCGGAUGUUAAAACUGAUAAAUCAGUCUAGUCAGACUUGUAUAAGAGGAUGUUUGAUUUGCACUGCAUCGUCUGGUACUUGCACUUUCGUCUAAAAUUUAUGUCACCAGUUCAUAUUUCUUCCGUUUAUUUUGUUGUUUAUUGAAUGAUACUUCUCGUUUCAUUCGUAUUGUGAAUAUGUUCCUAAAUGUGUGAAU
Messenger RNA from Macrobrachium nipponense, 2369 nucleotides. Its product is annotated as ADP-ribosylation factor-like protein 4C. Gene Ontology annotation, molecular function: GTP binding; GTPase activity. Gene Ontology annotation, cellular component: cytoplasm; plasma membrane. The coding region runs from base 297 to 929 and encodes 210 amino acids. The record is from RefSeq and is a predicted model, not a curated record. Gene Ontology annotation, biological process: vesicle-mediated transport; intracellular protein transport. The transcript has a single exon. NCBI's taxonomy places the organism in Eukaryota, Metazoa, Arthropoda, Malacostraca, Decapoda, Palaemonidae.